Nylanderia fulva is the source of this 1486-nucleotide messenger RNA. RefSeq lists its product as uncharacterized. The record is from RefSeq and is a predicted model, not a curated record. Lineage: Eukaryota; Metazoa; Arthropoda; Insecta; Hymenoptera; Formicidae.
AGUAACUAGAUUCCGCGUUUCCGUCGUUUCUUCUCGCGUGUUUAAGCGGAAAAGCGGAAUCCGUUGUUUUCUUAUACUGAAAGCAAUCGCCACCGAUCGGCUGAUUGCGCACGCGCCGAUACGACAGCUGUCCCCGAUAACUGCUGCCCUCGGCGAUAAGCGUAUAGGGCGCAAACUAAAGCGGCGCGCGCGGGAGAGUCAAAAGGGUAUUUAAGCUAGCGAGCGGAAAGGCCCGGGACUCUCCUUCGAGCAGUACACCGAAAAAGAUAGUUGAUUUUGUAUACGGGAGUCUUUCGUAAUAAAUAACAGUCUUUGUCUUCAAGUGAAUAUUUUGUUGAGUGACUUUCAAACACCUUUCUCGAACCUUCGUACUUUCCGCGCUUUCUAAGAACAGUUGAAACUUUUAACGGUCAUCCGUAAUUAAAUUCUUCUUUUAAUAAUCUCGAUUUCUUACAAUACAUUCUUAUAUAUGAGUCGCGAGAUCGCUUUGCCGGACGAGUUUCCAAUGGAUAAUCCUGCAACAAAGUGCGGCUACUGUGGUUUCAUUUUGCGAGGGUCGUGUGGAAUAAUUUUGGAUCAUGAUUGCUUUGCCGCAUACAAUGAAGAUACUGACAUUAUAAGUGUUGACGAAAAUGCCAUCGUCACUAUGAGGAAGAGACUUGAAACUGAAGUUGUACAGCAUUCAAAGGCUGGAGCUGAACAGCGUGUGUCCACACACUCUACGCACACUCUCACACAAAAUGAAUUGCUGAUUGAGUUGGUUCGUGUUCGAAGAGCUUUAUGGGAUCAUUCCAUUCCAACUAGCGAAAGAACGAAGUUAAAAAAAAAUAAUCUGUGGCAAGAGAUUGUAAACGCAUUUGGUGAAUCCCUCACUUUAGAAACAGUAAAACAAAGAUGGAAACACCUUCGAGAUUCAUAUAUGAAAGCUAAGAAGAAAAUGCGAGGAUAUAUACGAAGUGGAUCGGGGGCGGAAUCAGGUCAUCCAUUAAAAAGUUCUUUCUACCAUUAUGAACAAAUGAGAUUUCUCGACAAUAUUGAAAAGAUAGCUCCAACUGCCAGCUCCAUUCAGCACUUUUUAGAAAUGCCUUCAUCUCAUAAUGAUGUGCAAAUGGAUACUAUGCAAGACGAUAACUUUGACAGUUUUGACGAUUCUAUAAUGGAUUCUGCAUACCCACCAUCAGAAACAUCACAAACUUCAUCAUGUUCCUCGGCACGGACUAAAAAGAACAAUGUCCAAAAGCAAACUGAAAUAGAAAAGAAAUUUUUAAGCAUGAUUGAUGAAGAAUUGUCGCAGAAAAAACGUGAUGUAGUCGACAGUUAUUUAGAACAGCUUGGCGACAUACUACGUCGAUUGCCCUAUAUACGACGCAGAAACCUACAAAGAAAAAUGCUCGAUAUUGCCAUAGAAGAAGAGGAUGCCAUGUUUGCAGAGAGGGAGAAUGCUAAUUAGAAAUAUUUCUUUAAUAUUAUAAAUUUUUAAUGUUUU